Molecule: messenger RNA, 681 nt
Organism: Apodemus sylvaticus (European woodmouse)
Lineage: Eukaryota; Metazoa; Chordata; Mammalia; Rodentia; Muridae
Gene: Tm4sf20
Product: transmembrane 4 L six family member 20
Exons: 4
Coding region: 1-681 (226 amino acids)
Cellular component (GO): membrane
Source: RefSeq, a predicted model, not a curated record
AUGACGUGCUGUGAGGGGUGGACAUCCUGCAAUGGCUUCAGCCUGCUCGUUCUGGUCCUGCUGGGAGUGGUUAUCAAUUGUAUACCCCUGGGUAUCAGCUUGGUGAAGGCAGACUCCAUGUCUCAAAACCCCAUCUCCUGCUAUGAAUGGUGGUUCCCAGGAAUUAUAGGAGCGGGUCUGAUGGCCAUCCCGGCAACAACAAUGUCCUUGGCAGCAAGGAAGCGAGCGUGCUGCAAUAACAAGACCGGGAUGUUUCUUUCAUCGCUCUUAAGUGUGAUCACGGUCGUCGGUGCUGUGUAUUGCAUGUUGGUAUCACUCCUGGCUCUCUUGGAAGGUCCUCUAAUUUGUAACACUCAGGCCAACAGUACUGUCACUUGUGAAUUUUCGUUGAAAAACUUAAGCAAUUUUCAACCUGAAUCCUUCAAUCUGCUGUGGUUCUUCAAUGAUACUUGUGUUUCUCCGACUGAUUUUAAAACCCCCACCAUCGAAAACAUGAUCAGUAACUGGAAAAUACCCAACUCCGACUCUGAAGAAGACAGACACAGGAUUUUCCACUUCUCAGUAUUUAUGAGUCUCCUGCUUGUUGGAAUCCUUGAGCUCCUGUUUGGGCUCAGUCAGAUACUCAUUGGUUUCUUUGGCUGUCUGUGUGGUGUCUCUCAGCGACGGAAUCAAUUUGUAUAA